Closterium sp. NIES-67 is the source of this 2800-nucleotide messenger RNA. Lineage: Eukaryota; Viridiplantae; Streptophyta; Zygnematophyceae; Desmidiales; Closteriaceae. The record is from the annotation of a GenBank genome assembly.
UUUCUUUCCAUCAUGGAACUCGGGAAAGAGAACGCAUUACCGUAGGGCUCUCUACAAAUUCACUUGGCCAUCCAUGGCUCCUCGCCUCUGCAGUUUCUCCCUAUCGCUCUUGCAGCUCAGCUCGCGAUUUCGCCCCCCUUCUUCCCCCUCCUGCUGUCUCGUGUUCGCGCCUCUCUAAUCCCACCAGUUGCCCGUUAUUAGCUUCACCCGACCGGAACGAGGUGACUUUGAGUGGACUCAAAAGUCAUCUCUUGCUGUCGCGUCUUCGUGUCUCUCUAGUCGCACAAGUUCCCCGCUCGUCGCUUCACCCGAUCGGAACGGGAGAAUGCGGCUAGAUACAGUGCCGUUAGAGAGAGUUCCGUUAGGGGAUUGCCACUGGCUAGAAGGCCGUUAGAAUGGUGCUGACUGCUAGCCUAGAUUGAUAACGAAUCUCAUUAUGUUGACUUGCAGGAGAUUCCGUGGCCGUUCUCCUCCGGCUCAUUCAAUGCCGCGUUUCACCUGCGCUUUCCUUUACUGGCGUUGGUGGCGAUUCUUAGCGGUAGUAAUGGUGCUCAUGCUUGUAACGCGGAUACAUGCUCAAGGAGACGGGGGCCUGGAGCACGCCAUGUCCUUAUAUCGGGCAUGGGAGGCGGCGUACGGGCUGCAGGCGGACUCCCCCCUUCCCCCUUCCGCCAUCGCCCUCCCCGCACCUGUUCCCCCUCCCCCCCACCUGGAGGACUGCGUUGCGCUCACUGCCUGGCGCUGGGCGCAGGAGCAGGGGGAAGCGGGGGAAGGGCGGGGGGAAGGGAGGGAUGGGGGAGUUUCAGGGCAAGGGGAAGAAUCAGGAAAAGGGGGAAGACUAGGGGAGGGGGGAGAAUCGGGGGAAGGCGCACAAGAAGGAGGGGGGAGGGGGAAGUUCCCCCAAUGGGCGUCACAGGCCCACCCCCAGCCGCCCUGGAUCCUGGGGUCGGACGCAGCCAAUCUGGGGAUGACACGUGUCGCUCAGCGGGACAUCUGGGCCCACCAGUUCCUCCCUGGGGGCGACUGCAGCAAAGAACGCCUCCUGUUGGUGGACUGGCCGAGCUCGGCGCACGGGAUUGGCUCUCAGCUUCACAUUAUGAGCGCUAUUCUAAGCCUAGCUAUGCGGUUUAAGAGGGUCAUGGUUCCUACUCGAGGCUCCUUCACCCGAGCCAGUCACGCUGAUUGCAAUGCCACAGGCACCUUCGGUUCCUUCCACUGCUACUUCUUCCCCCUUGUUUCUCCUGCCUGUGAGCGUGAAGCUGAGCUGGCGGCGGCGGCCAAUGAGGCGCUGCCACGUAUGACGACGGACAGCAAGGAGGAGGUUCUAGCGUCAGAGCACAGAGUGGUGUGGUUCUAUGGGGAGCCUUAUAACGGAUUACGCUUUGAAGGGGAUGUCAGGAUGGAACUAGGAUGAGUCCACUGCAACCUCUGCUCUCACCCCAGGAUGGAACUAGGAUGAGUCCACUGCAACCUCUGCUCUCACCCCAGGAUGGAACUAGGAUGAGGCCACUGCAACCUCUGCUCUCACCCCAGGAUGGAACAAGGAUGAGUCCACUGCAACCUCUGCUCUCACCCCAGGAUGGAACUAGAAUGAGUCCACUGCAACCUCUGCUCUCACCCCAGGAUGGAACUAGGAUGAGUCCACUGCAACCUCUGCUCUCACCCCAGGAUGGAACUAGGAUGAGUCCACUGCAACCUCUGCUCUCACCCCAGGAUGGAACUAGGAUGACAAGUGGCCCAAUGCCUAUCGGGAGAGGCCCAAUAGCAUGGAGUUUGGGGGGUUCGUGGGGGAGGGGGAUGAGACGAGGCAGCGGGUUCACUGGUGGCGAUCCCAGUCAAUCCGCUUCAUGCUGCGCUGGCCAUCCGCCUAUCUCUGCCACGUAACCAACCGCGUGCGCCACACGUCCUACGGGCUCUCAGUCGCUGCCCGCUUUGCCGCCUCUGCCGCCCAGCAGGCCGCCCUAGCCCGCUCCCACCCAGAUAUCUUGUCCUCGCUAAGAGCUGCUGCACCAGCAUGUAUUGGUGCGGGUGGAAGCACUAGCAGUGUCGGCAGUAGCAGUGAUAUUGAGGUCCCUGACAUAAGCAGCAGUGACAGUAACUCUGGCAACACCAGCAGUGGUAACUCCAGCAGUGAUUCUGCUGGUAACCCUACUGGUAACACUACUGGUAAAUUUAGAUCGACAGGAGGAUUCCCACAGGUGGACGAUGCUAGACAUGGAUGCACUUUGGAGUCGUGGGCCUGGGCAGAAAAGGGGCUCAGCGCCUGCAGCAGCAGCAGCAACAGCAGCAGCAGCUGCAGCAGUAGCAACAGUAGUUUUAGCACCAAUGGCGUUCCCAACAGUAGCCCAAGUACAAGCAGCAGCAGUGGAGAUAGAAGCGAGAGCCUGCUAGGGAGGUUUGGGAAAGGAGCUUCUGGAGCCGAUGACCUCUCAACCUCCGGAUAUCUGUUUGUGGGUGCAGAGCCGUACAUGCCGCGGCCGAUAGUGAGCGUGCACGUGCGGCAGGGGGACAAGGGCAGUGAGAUGACACUCAGCUCGUUCGCAGCCUUCAUGUUCUUUGCGUAUCGGUUGAGGCGGAUAGAGCCCGACUUGAAGCACAUCUGGCUCAGCACAGAAAUGCAGGCAGUCAUUGAUGAAGCAUCCCAAUACAAGGACUGGUCGUUCCUGCACUCUCACAACCCACGACAAAUUAGCAACAAGCGCAUGGUUGAUUAUGAGACAGCUGUGGGACACCAGCUGGUUAGUAUUAGCUUUGCUAAUCUAAUUAUCUCCUCUCACUGCGAUUACUUUGUGGGUGCAUU